Aspergillus heteromorphus CBS 117.55 is the source of this 2556-nucleotide messenger RNA. RefSeq lists its product as uncharacterized. Bases 1 to 2556 code for a protein of 851 amino acids. The transcript is spliced from 4 exons. NCBI's taxonomy places the organism in Eukaryota, Fungi, Ascomycota, Eurotiomycetes, Eurotiales, Aspergillaceae. The record is from RefSeq and is a predicted model, not a curated record.
AUGGCCGACCCAGCAUACAAAUCCGUGGGAGAUGGCAUCUUGGAAUUAUGGAAUAAGAUGAAGGGCACAAAAGGACUCCAAUCCCCCACCAAAACCGCCCCGAAGCAGCAUCCGCAGGAGACGGUAGAAGGAGCGGAGACAGGAGCAGCAACAUCGACCAGUACGCCGGCGCCGGGACCGCAGAAUCCCGUGAGCGCCAGCCUGGCGGCCGUGAGCGAGAAUGAGACGGCGUCUCAGACAGCGUACAAUGCCGCACUCACAACACCAAGGACCUUGCUCUCCGCGCCCGUGUUUGCUACCACCCCCAUCCCAGUCGUUGUCGUUCACUCUGCCCAGGGAGACAGUGACUCGCAGACCCGCCAGGGUGAGAACCCCGAGGCCCACGAACACGAUAGUUCUUCUACUCAGAGACAGGGUCAGACUCGGCCCCACGGUCUGAGAGGUAGGAUCUUUACUCUUCCUCCCCGUGGCCGGCCAUUGGGGAGUGAGAUCGGAUUCCAGAGACGGGUUGCGCAGGAGUUUCCCGCACCUCUUCUCUCGGCUUCGUCUCAGGGGUCGGUUGGUGCUGGUCCAGAGGUGACCGAUACUGCUUCUGCUCAUCCCGUUGCGUCUCCUCCAACUCAUACUCCUACGCAUACUCCUGCUCAUACUCCCAUUCCUACGCCUACGAAGGUUGAACAGACAGCGUCUAGCUCAUCCAGCCCGAAAUCUACGAGCCCCAAGAACCAAGUCAUUUCGCCUGAAGGAGAACAGGAAAGGCCGGCUCCACCCGCCAGCAUGUCGACGACUGAUUCCGACGAGAUCAUUCUUCACGAUUUCCGCAAGAAAGGAAAACAGGCUGUACGCGACAUCUCAGACCAGGAUAGCGAUUCGGAUCAGGCGCCGCAGGGCAAGGGCCGCUACAGGACCCCCGGUUCCGCGCGAGUGACCUUUAGCAAUGCCCCGGAGCCCGAGGCGCCUGAUACUGGAAAUAAGCUGACGGUAAAGGAGCUGAACAGUCUGCCGCAGGAGGAGGUGCGCGCGCUUCUGAAGAAGCUGCAGACGGAGAUCGUUUACAAGGCCCACCGCGCCAAAGAUCUCGAGUACUCCACCGCAAACCCCGAGAUCCUGGCCAAGUGCCGAGAUGGGCCGGGGACGAACGUGGAAGCGCCUAUCUUUCGAAAAAUCUCACUGCGUCGAGCGGUUCGUCCGGAGCAGCGGGAGGGGCAGUCUCAAGAGAGGCCUACCGCGUUCCCCUUCCCGGCUGAGGACGACGAGUCGGACGAUGAUCUGGGAGAUCUCGAAGGAUUGAGAAGUAGACGGAUCCACAAGGAUAAGGUUGCUGUCCCCUGGGAGGCGUUCGACAACACCCCUGCUGCUUAUCCGAGAGUUGUUUGCGGGGAGGUGACUCUGGUUGACGAGCCGGACGACGAGCAGAAGGAGAUGAUCCCCAAGCUCGGAAUCUUCGGCCAACACCAGCACUCCUUACAGAACCUGAAUGAUGUGCCCGACAUCCAGCCGGAGGAAGACUGGAAUAUCUCACACUUUUGCGAUUGGGGCUAUGUGCCUCAUGGAGAUUACCAUGCCGAGGCAUGGCAGCGCAGAUUCCGCAGAUGGAUGUUGAGCACCGUCGCCAUGGCUUGCUACGCAGACAUAUACCACCCGUCGUUCUUCGAUGGAACGGCACAUCCGGAUGGGGUGCGCGCAUUCUACCUCCCCAACCUGCCCGCGCAUGACACCAUCUCCGACCCAGCAGACAAGGAGGUGGUUCUUCACCGACACGAGACCAUCGAGGGGUACUGCUACAACCUCGAGCUCCACCACAAGAAGGAACAGGAGAUCGUGGCACGACGAAAGAGACAGGCGCAGGAGGCGUACCAAGAGUAUCUCCGCGAGAGAGCGAAGAACCCCAACAUUCCUAAGGCGAACAUUUACCUCCGCGCAGCGGAAAUGCGUGACGUCCCCCAGCUCCUCCCGGUCAUGAAUUACUUCGCUAAAAACUCGACCGUAAGCACCGACGUCAACGAGGUGCAGCCCGCAGACGUCCGCGAGCGGAUCCAGAAAGCCAAAGAUGCGAAGCUGCCAUUCAUCCUGGCCGUGGAGCGGAGAGAGCAUCGGACCCCUGGUGUGGAAGACAGCCAGCCGGAGAAGGUCUAUGGCUAUGCCCUCGUCAGCGACUACCUGACACCCGAGAGCUCGGGCAAAUACACGGCCCAGCUGGAGAUGUUCGUGAUCCCGUCGCAGCAACACCUCGGUGUUGGCCGGUGCCUCAUGGACAAGAUCUUGGAGAUUUGCGAUCCGUCAUUUACUCCCCGCGCCGGGUACUUCUUCGACGUCAGUCUCGAGGAAAAGCAUAAGUACGGCCUUGGAGGACACCGUGUGCUCGCACGGCUCAUGGUAGUCCUGAGUUUCGUCCCGGAGGAUCGCCCGAAGUACAAGUGGGUGCGCGACUGGCUGGCGAAGCACGGAUUCGAACUGCAGGGCCAGUUGAAGGGGGCUCGCGUGAAGGACCAACGAUUCCUCGACGUCAACUAUUUCGUUCGGAAAUCGUUCUUUAUCUUGAGCAGCUACUACUGA